Ilyonectria robusta is the source of this 513-nucleotide messenger RNA. RefSeq names its product Redoxin. Gene Ontology annotation, molecular function: thioredoxin peroxidase activity. Gene Ontology annotation, cellular component: cytoplasm; mitochondrion; peroxisome. Gene Ontology annotation, biological process: cellular response to oxidative stress; hydrogen peroxide catabolic process; cell redox homeostasis. The coding region runs from base 1 to 513 and encodes 170 amino acids. The transcript has 3 exons. Lineage: Eukaryota; Fungi; Ascomycota; Sordariomycetes; Hypocreales; Nectriaceae. The record is from RefSeq and is a predicted model, not a curated record.
AUGACUCUCACUGGUACUCUCAAGGCUGGCGACGACUUCCCCGAGGGCGUCUUCUUCAGCUACAUCCCUCCCACCCCCGAGAUCUCUCAGUUCUCUCAGUGCGGCACCCCCAUUGCCUUUGCUGCCAGCAACGAGUUCAAGACCAAGAAGGUCGUUCUCGUCUCCAUCCCCGGUGCUUUCACCCCCACCUGCUCUGGCUCCCACAUCCCCUCCUACACCGAGCACAUCGACAAGCUCAAGGCCAAGGGUGUUGACCUGGUUAUCGUCGUUGCUUUCAACGACGCUUUCGUCAUGUCCGGCUGGGCCAAGGCCAACGGUGUCACCGAUGACUCCAUCCUCUUCAUGUCCGACAAGGAUGCCAAGUUCUCCCGCAGCAUCGGCUGGAACUUCGAGGAGCGAACUGGCCGCUUCGCCAUCAUCAUCGACAACGGCAAGGUCACCUACGCCUCCGUUGACGAGCACCCCCAGAGCAUCGAGACCUCCGGCGCCCUGGGUGUCCUGGCUCAGCUGUAA